Fragaria vesca subsp. vesca is the source of this 1870-nucleotide messenger RNA. RefSeq lists its product as uncharacterized. The transcript is spliced from 11 exons. Lineage: Eukaryota; Viridiplantae; Streptophyta; Magnoliopsida; Rosales; Rosaceae. Bases 281 to 1660 code for a protein of 459 amino acids. The record is from RefSeq and is a predicted model, not a curated record.
AAUAUUUAUUUCUUCAAAAACUCAUAACUUGUUCAUGCAUUCCUCACAAUAAUCACAAACCCUCCUCUUCAAAUUCUCACCCUUCAUUUUCCUCAUCCUUUGUUCCUUUCUCCAAAAAAGCUUCAAUCUUUGAACCACCCAGAACCUGAAUCGGAGUUUCGCCGCUGGAAAUUCAGAACCGGUCGCAUUCCCGGUUCUGAAAACGCCAGAAUUUUUUUGGGAAAAAUUUUCCGAUUCAAAAAACCAGUCUUUGGAUUUCUCAGACUUUGAAUUUCAGGCAAUGGAGGCUUCUGGGUUCAACGGCGCUGCGUUUUCCAUCGACGAAAUCGCUUCUGCUUAUUGCAAGGCCGGGAAGAACGCCGCGGCGGCCGCCGAGACUCUCGCUCUCUCCGGCCGUGAAGAAGCUUCUGGCGAUAUUGGGAAGAAGAACAAAACGACGUCGGAUAAUGUGAGUGGGAAUUCGAGGGGUUCCAAGACGAAGUAUCGGCCGGUUUCAAUGGGGAGUGUGUCUGAUGUGAUUGGGAAACAAUAUGGGAGUAAAACGACGUCGGGUUGUAAUGGAGGGAAGGCAUUGAGAGUGGACUCAAAGGCCAAGGUGCUGCCGAUUCCGGAGAGCUGGGCGGAAAAGGCGGAGUCUUGUUCAUCUGGGGAUGAUGUGCUUCAACAGGACAUGGAGGAUUUUCUCUUCACUAUGCUUGGAGAAGGGUUCAAGCUCGAUAGGGAUUUGAUUCGAGAUGUUCUUGAUAGUUGCGGAUAUGAUAUGGACAAGAGCAUGGAAAAUCUUAUUAGUUUGUCAACAUCAGCCUCGGAUGAAAGAAACGAAGUGAUCUGUAACUCCAAUGAUAAGAUCCAGUCUGCAGGCUCAUGUCUAAAAGUGGAAGUAUUUACUCAGGGAGAGCACAUAAACUCUACUGAAAUUAAUGGAGAUAGGGCUUCAAAUACAAAUGGAGUAGAAUCAAUUGGAAAAGAAAUUUUGGCUGCUCUCUUCAGUGCUCCUGAGAUACCUGAGGAGCCUGAGCUACCAAAAAAAAGAACAGUAAGACCAACAAGUAGAUAUGCAGCCUACGGCCAUUUGGUGGUGGAACCUCCAACAGAUACGUUUUUAGAUAGCAGGACACCUGUGGUCUAUCAACAGCAUCACAUUGAGGAUGAUGCAGAUGAAGAAGAUAGGUACCAAGCUCUUCGAAGAAGUGUGAAGGAGUAUCGGAGUACAAUGAAGGAGUAUUACCAGGCAGCUGUAGAAGCAUUUUCCAAGGGAGAUCGUGUUCGAGCUGACAAACUUAUGGAACAGGGACACUUUUUCCAGAAAAAGGCACGGGAUGCAGAUGAGGAGUCAAAUAAAAUGAUCUUUAAACCUGGAAGUGCUGAGACACAAGGGGAUAUAGUGCUUGACUUGCAUGAAGGUGGUGCCAAGGAGGCGAUACGUCUUCUGAAGUGUCAUCUUUCUUCAGUUGCUGGUAUCUCAUCAAUCAAGCAUCUUAAGGUCAUUAUUGAUACAAAGGAGAGAGAUAUCAAAAAAGGAUCUCGGAGACGAUUAGCAGUUGUGAGGCUUUUGGAGGAAGAAUCGAUCAAGUGGGUUGAGGCAGAAAAUGCUGGAACACUACUGAUUCAGUUGGACAGUAUCAACCCAAAGAAGUUAAAGUUUCUAAAAAAGGAGUGACAUAUGAAUUAUCAGAUAGGUGACAGUAACAAAGAAAAGUGAAAAGUUGGUACUUCUUUUGGCAAAUUAUAAUUUGGUUUUGGAAAGAAAACGAAUUAUAGAGCAGUAGAAGGAAAGCAGUUGAGACGAGUACAAAUUGUCACAUUUGAGGCUUUUUCACUGUGAUUACAGUGACUGAAGAAUUUUGCACAUGUCAUUGAAAUCUUGGAA